AUGACAAAAAGUGAAGAUGCAACUUCACUUGCACAAUCUGAGGAAGAGGAGAGAGUGUCCAAUGUUCCACCACCUAAGCUCGGUACAUCUCCAUUUGAUCCUCAAUCAGCUGAGCAACAUCCAGAGCCACAAGAGGCAACAGCAGGUGAAGGAGAGAAUGAGAGAUUUGAAGACGCUUGCACUGAUAUCUUGAAGAGAUUUCCAACUUUUAAACAUUUCAAAAUGUUUGCACAAGCUGGGACAGGUCUCGCACUCAGUAUCAAUGAAAUCUCAACAAUUAUUGAAGAUAAUGCAAGUUCUGUUGAAGAUCAAAAGUUUGAGAUGCUCCAACUUUGGAAAGAAAAAAACGGAUCAAAUGCAACAUCCAGAUAUAUCAGGGAGGUUGUUGAGAAACAUCUCAAAGCAGAGAAUAGUGGUGUCACUGGUUCCAGAAUCGAAGAUGCUUUUCUGGAAGUUCCAAAAGUCUUUGCCAACGCUGCGCAGUUCAAAAGAUUUGCAUUGUCUAGGAAAGGUUUAUCGCUCAGUAUGCUUGAAGUCGAAAACAUAAAGGACAAUACAAGAUCUGUUGAAGAAAGGAAUCUGCAAAUGUUGACUCAGUGGAAAUUCAAGAAUGGUGAAUCAGCAACAACUGAAAAAAUCUGGCAACUAGUAGAUGGUUUCCUGAAUAAAGAUGAUGAAUCUGACCAAGAUUCUCCUCAUCCAACAACACUCUCGCAAUCUGUGGAAGAGGAGAGAGUUUCUAAUGUUCCACUCGGUUCAUCUCUAUCUCAAUCAGCUGAUCAAUUUUCAAAGCCAGAGGGGUCACCUGGAGGUGAAGUUGCACGAUGUGAAGAACCGAAGAGAGUGUCCGGUGUUUCAUCACCUCAACUUGGUGCACUUCCAUUUGGUUUCCGAUUACCUGGACCGCUUGUGGAUCAACGAGGAGCAACUGGAGGAGAAGCUUCAAGUGGCUCUAGAAGUAUGACACCAUCUGACGCACAUGAACAUCAGGGAACAUCCUCUAUCGUUACAGUAGCAGGCAGCCAGAUUGGUCAAGCUCACUUCGGGGAACAAAACAUUUCAACACAACAGAUCUUUAAUACAACUAACAUCCAUCACCACUACACUUCUGAUCGCCAUAGAAUUUCUGACACUCAACCAACCAAUACAUCAAAUGAGCAGAAAGCAGCUGUAGAAGAAAAAGUCCAAGAAUUCAAGGAUGCCAUCAACGAUUUAACUAGGAGAAGUGCAAAGCCGAUUGAAAAGAAGUAUCUCAAAACCCCCGAUUACAAAACCAAUCCCAAAACAGUAGAAGUCGACUAUUACGAAACCACAGUAACAGAAUCCGAGUACAAACCAGAAGUGGGUUUCAGUCAGCAAACUCAGAAACAACCUGGCAACCCAAUAUCCAUGGAGAACUUUUUCUCAGAUGGAAAAUCAAGAGUUGCUCUGAUAGGAGGAGCUGGAUAUGGUAAAACUGAAAUGACAAAAACAUACCCCGUUAAUGUGCUUGAUGGCAAGAUACAAGAGCUUAGAAAGGUUGAGGUUGUUCAUCGCAUGGAUUUCCGAGAUCUUGAGGUUCAUAGAAGAAUUAGCCCAAAAAAUUUCUUAUUUGGCAAAACGGAUUUGAAUGACGAUGUCAUUGACAUGGGUGUUGGAUGGAUCAGGGAAUAUCCUGAAAGAUUUCUUCUCGUUCUUGAUGGAGCUGAUCAAUAUUCUUCUCCCGAAAGUCUUGGAAUCCCACAUGGCAAAUGCAAUCAUACGGAGAAAGCAGAUCCCAAGCUUAUUCUAAACCUCAUCCUCGCUGGCAAGCUCUACCCAGGUAUCCGCAUUCUUUACUCCACACGUGAGCAUGUCAUUCGUAAUUUCGAAGGAGAAGCUCGUCCCGAGAGAGUCGUCGCAUUGGCAGGGUUCUCUGAAGAAGACGUCAUGAAACUUGUCAAAGCUUUCAGUGGAGACAAGAGUGACUAUGUCAUGAAUCGUCUGCAGAAUGAAGCUAAGGCUAUCUUCUCCCUGUGCUCCAUACCAAUGUUCCUCAUUUUCACGGUAUCAGUCUUGAUAAUCUAUGAGCAAUAUAGUCCCGACACUAUGACAGAAGUUUUGUUGUUUGUCCUGCGGGACACCUUAAGAUCCGAACAUAUCACCAUGAACCAAAUGAAAACUGGAAUGUCUAUCUAUGACGUCGUUCACAGCUUGAAGGAAAUGUCAUUCAAGGGCACAAAAAACAAGAAAGUUACUUUCACCAAAUCAGAUUUACCCCCAGGAAUUACUGUGGAUCAUUUCAAAGAUAUCAUGAUACCAUUUCCUGGAUCAAUCGGGCUCAAUCAAAGGCUUCUGGAAGGACAUCUUGUUUAUUUAUUUACGCAUCAGACAAUUCAAGAGGCCCUCACUGCCCUCUGCAUUGCUGAAAUGUCAAUAUGGAAAUUCAGAAAGUUUGUUUCAACCAAAAUCCAUGAAAAGCAUUGGGUGGUAGUUCGUAAAAUCCUUUGCGGCAUUAUACUCAACCCUAAAACAUCAAACAUUGCAAUGGAAAAAGAAGCUGAUGUCGGCAUUUUGAAAUCUGAUAUUGAUCUGGGGAUAAAACGAUCGAUCUUGGUAUCAAGCAUGAAGAAUCAAAUCAGACCGGACUGGUUCCAACGUAAGAUCAAAGGGAGAGAGGCAGUAAGGAGGGAAGAUCUUCUAGAGCUGAUGCACGCUUUAAAUGAGUCAGGAGAGGGAGUCGAUAAUAUCAUCAAAUCAUCCAUCCGUGAGAUUGAUUUCGACUUCAUGCCUCUCACUCCAAAUGAUAUAUACACUCUGGCAUCUAUUCUUGCUCGUUGUUCACGUCUCGAUUUACUUCAUCUGUUUGACGUUCCUCUCACAUCAUCUGAUCUCGCACUUCUUGCCUCAUCAAUGCAAAGAUCAAAUAUCAAGAUUAAAAAGGUUCUAUUUGGAGGAGGAUUAUUGGUGAGUUUAUUAACUGAAUCUUCUUCAACAUCAGUGUUUCUGACUUGA
This is a messenger RNA of Styela clava, 2973 nucleotides long. The record is from RefSeq and is a predicted model, not a curated record. Lineage: Eukaryota; Metazoa; Chordata; Ascidiacea; Stolidobranchia; Styelidae.